GUAAAAAAUUUUAUUUAUAUACGAAUUUCCAAUAAACUGUAUCAGAGAUUUAAUUAUUCCCAAGGUUGAAGAUGAAAAUUGGAAUAAAUGGCAAUCAAUAUUACUUUGUUAUACUUCUCCAUUAUUCAUAUUAUUUUAUACAAAUAGCUAAUUUAUUGAAAUAUUUGGAAUUUAUUUAUUAUAUAUAUGCUUAUUUGUUAGUGUUAUAUCUUCAAUAAUUGUUUGGAAAUUCACACAUAUGUCUAUUGCCCCUUCUAAUGUUUUCUAUUUUGCUUUUUAUGGUUUUGUUAAUUCUAUUAUUGUUAUUUCUAUUGCAGCUUAAUUAUUAGUUGAUUUUCUUGGAUUAAUUUAAUUACUUACAAAUAUAAAUAAAGCCUAUUUAGGAAUGACAUUUUUAGCUUUUGGAAACUCAGCAGGAGAUUUCUUUACUAACCCUUAAUUAGCUAAAAUGGGAUAUGGAAUAAUGGCUCUUUCAGGGUGCUUUGCAGGUCAAGUUUUUAAUAGUUUGGUUGGAUUUGGAUUAGUUUUAGUUUUUUAAACAUAAAAAUAUGUUUUAAAUUAAAAUAUUAGUAAAUUUUUAAAUAUUUAUUAUGGCGUAUUUUUCUCAAUUGUAACAUUUAGUGCUUUUGGAAGUAUGUAUUUAUGA
This is a messenger RNA of Ichthyophthirius multifiliis, 646 nucleotides long. Its product is annotated as sodium calcium exchanger protein, putative. NCBI's taxonomy places the organism in Eukaryota, Ciliophora, Oligohymenophorea, Hymenostomatida. The transcript has 4 exons. Gene Ontology annotation, biological process: transmembrane transport; monoatomic cation transport. Gene Ontology annotation, molecular function: monoatomic cation transmembrane transporter activity. The record is from RefSeq and is a predicted model, not a curated record. Gene Ontology annotation, cellular component: membrane.